This is a messenger RNA of Paramuricea clavata, 1831 nucleotides long. The record is from the annotation of a GenBank genome assembly. Lineage: Eukaryota; Metazoa; Cnidaria; Anthozoa; Malacalcyonacea; Plexauridae.
UUUAAACAGUACAGAAAUGCAAAUGUUUGUUUAUUAGUGAAACUAAAAUAGACUUGUUCUUUUGGUAGUUGUGACUGAGAAAAUGACAAAAAAGAAGCCAGUUUUUGGAGCUUUACCACUGUUUAAUAUGCCAGGUCGAGUCCAUGAUCAAGAGAACAUCCCCCCCAGACGCCCUUUGCAUCGAGUACAAGCUCCGGUUACCUGUCAGAAGUUUCACUCACUUGCAGAGGUUCAAAAGCAAGUUUGAAAUUAAAAGAAUUAAAAAGAAACUGGAAUGUUGUAACAUUGGAUGAUAGAAUAACAAUGCAAAAGAUGAAAUUGCCAUAUCUUUUGCCUGAGUAUGAAAUUGUGAUCGAUGACAGUCUUGGAUUCACCCUGACUGUGUUUCAUUGGCUUUUACCAGAAAAUCAUGAACUAUACAAAAAAACAUCAUAGGUCAGUAAAACAAGUCAGCAUUCAGCAGUUGAUUGAAGAGAUAAUGGGUUAUACCUUAUGUAAUGGAAUAACCAAUGGAAUGCAAGAAUGUAAUAUGCAAGAAUGUAAUAAUAUAGAGCACCAUGUCAUUCCCAAAUCACAUGAUCCAUUAUAGGAUGAGGAUAAUGAAGUAAAAGCUAGCAAGUCCUACCACCAUGAUGACUAUCACAGAUCCACCAAUUGUGAACUGCUAAUUUCACCAUCUGCAUCAAUCGAGUCCUGUCAGCCAUGCACAGCUGUUUCUUCUGCUCCAGUAAAGACACAGAAGAAUAUCAGGAAUAGAGUGGUGACAGCAGCUAAACUGAAAGCUCCCAUUUCCAAGACAGCGCCUGAAAGAAUAAAACUAGCCCUUCAGGAACAACGGCUAAAAUGUGCUAAACUGGAGAAAGAAUUGGAAGAAAUGAAGAUAGAAAUAGAAAACGCAAGCAUAGCAGUCGACGAUGAAAUGAGUAAAGAUGUUGUAAGCAUGUUGUCGAAGAUUAGCAACAAGGAAAUGACACCAUUCAUGCAAUUAUUUUGGCAACAACAGAAAAAAAUGCUGCAAGCAAGCACCAAUAAAGGAAUUCGCUACCAUCCAAUGAUAAUUCGCUUUUGUCUGUCUCUGGCCAGAAAAUCUUCAUCUUGCUAUGAAGAGCUUAGAAACAGUGGAGUUCUUGUUCUACCAAGUCAAAGAACACUUAGAGACUAUAGAAAUGCUAUCAAACCAAAGGUUGGAUUUAAUGCUGAAGUAAUCAAAGAUUUAAUUGCUUUAACCACAACCUACUUCAACACUCAAAGGUAUGUUGUGUUACUUUUUGAUGAGACGACUGUUAAAUCCAAUCUUGUCUUCAGCAAGGAAUCUGGUGAACUAAUCGGUUUUACAGACCUUGGUGAUCCUGAAGUCAAUUACAACACCUUGGAAAAGUGUGAUGAUCUUGCUACGCAUGCCUUAGUGUUUCUUCUCAGAGGUGUUUGCACCAAUCUUAAGUUUGCAUUGGCCUAUUUUGCAACAACUGAUAUAAGAUGUGAACAGAUUCUUCCUGUGUUUUGGGAAGCUGUUUACAUCUUAGAAGUUACUUGCAACUUGUGGGUCAUUGCUGCAACUUCAGAUGGUGCUUCACCAAAUCGCGCAUUCUAUCGCAUGCACAAAGGUCUUCAAGGUGAUUCUGGCAAAGAUGUUUGCUACAGAACUAUCAAUCUAUAUGCAAAAUAUAGAUACAUUUAUUUUUUUGUGAUGCUCCACAUCUUGUUAAGACAGCAAGGAACUGCCUAUCUCAUUCCCGCGGUGGAGGUUCUCGAUACAUGUGGAACGAUGGAAUGUCCAUCAUCUGGGAGCAUAUUUGCCAGCUCUACUAUCAGGAUGUUGACAAUGGUCUGA